Molecule: messenger RNA, 1098 nt
Organism: Pistacia vera
Lineage: Eukaryota; Viridiplantae; Streptophyta; Magnoliopsida; Sapindales; Anacardiaceae
Product: GDSL esterase/lipase At1g71250-like
Exons: 5
Coding region: 1-1098 (365 amino acids)
Molecular function (GO): hydrolase activity, acting on ester bonds
Source: RefSeq, a predicted model, not a curated record
AUGAUUGUUAAAGAAAAUAAAACGCUUUCACUUGCAUUGUUGGUGCUCGUGUUGCUAAAUUAUUCGAACACCGUUGCGGGAGAUCCUCUUAUUACAGGAUUGUUCGUGUUCGGAGACUCACUUGUUGAUGUUGGUAACAACAAUUAUCUUAGCUCAAUUGCAAAGGCAAAUUAUUAUCCUUAUGGUGUUGAUUUUGAAUUUGGCACCACUGGUAGAUUUUCCAAUGGCAAAACCUUUGUUGAUUUUCUUGCAAGGAUGCUAGGUGUGCCAUACCCCCCAGCCUUUGCAGAUCCAAACACAAAUGGAGCAAGAAUUCUUGGUGGAGUCAAUUAUGCUUCUGCAGCUGCUGGUAUUCUUGACGAAUCAGGCCAACAUUAUGGUCAGAGAUAUACUCUAAGCCAACAAGUGCUGAAUUUUGAGACGAACACGUUGAAUCAAUUAAGAUCGAUGAUGGGUGCAAGUAAAUUGACUGAUUAUCUUGCCAAAUCCAUUUCAAUUUUGGCUUUUGGGAGCAAUGACUAUAUCAACAACUAUCUCUUGUCUACUUACCCUUCCCAAUACACCUACACUCCCCAACAAUUUGCUAAUCUCUUACUCAAUCGCUAUGCAAGACAACUUCUGGCACUAUAUAGUGUAGGACUCAGAAAAUUCUUAGUAGCUGGAAUUGGACCUCUUGGUUGCAUCCCUAAUCAGAGAGCUCAAGCACCUUCUGGAAGAUGUAAUGAUUAUGCAAAUCAAAUACUUGGAACAUUCAAUGAAGGACUCAAACCACUUAUGGAUGAAUUGAACAAGCGAUGCCCUGGUGCAAUUUUUGUGUCCUUUAACACUUAUGCUGCUGUUGGUGACAUCCUUAAUAACCCUGCAACAUUUGGAUUCAAUACUGUUGAUAGGGCAUGCUGUGGAAUAGGGAGGAGCCAAGGGCAAAUAACAUGUCUUCCAUAUGUAAUGCCAUGUUUUAAUAGAAAUCAAUUUGUGUUUUGGGAUGCUUUCCAUCCAACAGAUGCUGUUAAUGCCAUUCUUGCAAGGAAAGCAGCUUAUGGCUCAUCUAUGGAUUAUUGGUACCCCUUCAAUCUACUCAACAUCACUCUCAACCAAUGA